AUGGCCAAGGACAAGAUAGCGGAGGCGCAGGAUGCCAUCCGAGAAAAGAACGCCCUGCUAUUGCAGAAGGCAGUACUAGCCAGAGAGGUGGAGGAGCUGAAGCGGUUGAAGGCCGAAGAGGUGGCUGCUGCCCGGGCCGAAGUGGAGCAGAAGAAGGCCAAAGAUAUAGCUGCUGCCUGA
This is a messenger RNA of Prunus armeniaca (apricot), 180 nucleotides long. The record is from the annotation of a GenBank genome assembly. NCBI's taxonomy places the organism in Eukaryota, Viridiplantae, Streptophyta, Magnoliopsida, Rosales, Rosaceae.